UUUUGUCAUACCAGGACAAGCUUAGGAUCACGAUGAUCAUAUUCAUUUUAUCAAGUGCUUAUAAACAGGGGGGCUCUUGUUUAGCCACGUACUAAAACCAGUCCUUGCCCAUAUCCCCCCGGCCGUCUCCAUCCUCUCUCAAAAGCAUUCUCAAUUCCAUUAUCCACACCAGCAUAAGUUCUUUCCAGAAUCUCAUCUUGUUCUUUAUAUUCGAGAAUGGGUUUUUGUCAUAGCUGCUGGUUGGCAUGUUUAUCUAUUCUCCUGGCUUUAAGCGGAGAAUACCCACUAGUUCUGGUUGAUUCGGCCAGUGAUCACAAGAAGCUCGAAGAGGGACCUGUAAUCAAUAUAACCAAGCAUCUUUCUUUCCCAGAUUUCUUCCUCAACAACAACCCCAGAAUUGUCCAUGAUGUCAGACUCCUCGGUAGUGCCAAGUUCUCAAAUGAAAAGGGUGUCCUCCAAAUCCCUGGGGAAUCCCUAGCAGUUGAUCUCAGACAUCAAGCUGGCCGAGCCCUCUACUCCUCUCCCAUCCGCCUUCUUGACCCUAACACCAAAACUCCGGCUUCCUUUGAAACCACCUUUGCUUUUCAACUAAAUAAUGCGACCAACCUUGGUUCUGAUACUGGCCUGGGUGGUAGUGGCCUUGCCUUCAUCAUUGUCCCCGACGAGUUCACUGUCGGACGGUCUGGGCCGUGGCUUGCCAUGCUUAAUGAUGCUUGUGAGGAAAACUAUAAAGCAGUGGCUGUGGAGUUUGACACACAUCGAAGCCCCGGAUUUGGAGACCCUAAUGAUAACCAUGUGGGAAUCAACUUAGGUAGCAUCAUCUCCAGCAGAACAUUCAAUGCUUCCGAUGUCGAUGUUGUCCUUAACGAUGGCUUGGUUCACCGAGCUUGGAUCUCCUACGAUGGUACACGCCGUUGGCUGGACAUCCGUUUAGGAUCCGCAAAGGAAGAUGAUCCAUUAAAACCUAUCUUCUCUGAGCCACUUGAUCUCUCACCAUUUCUGAAAGAAUACAUGUUUGUAGGCUUUUCAGCUUCGACAGGCAAUUUGACUCAAAUCCACAGCGUGUUGUCAUGGAACUUCACGUCCCAAAGCAAAGCUUUUCUUCGUAUCCCUUCGACGGAAACAUGUGAGAGUAAGAUCCUCGUGGAUAACGAAACUACCAAGAGUGCUCGAACCGAACCACCCGGCAGCUUCUUGAUUUUCUUGGCUGUGGUGGCGUUAGUUCUGGCGGUUCUGCUCAGUCUGUUCCUGAACAGUAAGCGCAGACGUGAUAAAUCGAGCAAUGUUGUCAUAUUGCCGGAGAUAAAGCAACGGCCGACGCCUCCAAAUAAACCUCGCCGCUUCACUCUUUCUGAGAUUUCCACUGCAACUCGGUGUUUUAGCGAGUUGGAAGUACUCGGUAGCGAUGCAAGAGGAAUUUACUAUAGAGGAAAGCUUUCCAAUGGCUGCCAAGUAGCCGUGAAACGGUGCUCAGCCCAGUUUCUUAACUCUCAGGGGUUAGAUAGGAGACGAUUCUUGAAGGAAAUCGGUACUAUUAGCAGACUUCGUCACCCAAAUUUGUUGCCCAUCAGAGGCUGGUGUCAAGAUAAUCGCGAAAUCAUGGUUGUGUAUGACUUCUUCAUCAAUGGAAGCCUCGACAAAUGGUUGUUUGGGGCCGGCGUUCUUCCAUGGACACGGCGAUUCAAGGUUGUGAAAGAUGUGGCAGAAGCCCUUAGUUUCUUACACUCCAAGCAACUAGCCCACAAGAACAUGAAAACCAGUAGUGUCUUUCUUGAUGUCAGUUUCCGAGCAGUCUUGGGAGAUUUUGGCUUCGUGCUCUCUGGUAAUGAUUCAAGACAGUUCGAGGCAGCAGUGAGCCAAAAGAUCGACGUGUUUGAAUUUGGUAUCUUUGUUCUGGAAGUGAUUGCUGGGAGGAGCCGGUUGGACUCUGAGGUGGAGCAGAAAGAGAGGGACUUGUUGGAUUUUGCAUGGAGAAUGCAUGAGAUGGAUGAGAAAGUUAAGGUGGUGGAUGGAAGAAUGGGCUCAGUGGUAAACUUGAAGCAGGCAAUAAGGGUUUUGGAAAUUGGGUUGCUUUGCACCCUGAAUGAGAGCAGAGGCAGGCCAUCCAUGGAGGAAGUGGUGGAGUUUCUGAGCAUGGAGGUACCUUUGCCUGAGCUGCCACCAUCUAGACCUGUUGCUUUGUUUCCCUACAACAGCACCACAGGUCUUUGCAGUGGGUAUUCUUGUGCUCCUUUCAAGUGAUUCAGGGCUUACUAGAACCCCUCUUAAUGUUAUCCUAGAUGGUGCAGUAGCAUCACAUUAGAAUCACUAAAUGUAUGAAAGCCCUUUUUUAUAACUUGGCUAUGAAGUUGGAUUAUUGGGUAGAUGCAUGGUAGCUUGGUUGGAAAUAAAUUUAGGUUAAUAUUUUGAUUCAAGCAAAUGCAGGAUUUUGCAUUA
Molecule: messenger RNA, 2436 nt
Organism: Juglans microcarpa x Juglans regia
Lineage: Eukaryota; Viridiplantae; Streptophyta; Magnoliopsida; Fagales; Juglandaceae
Product: L-type lectin-domain containing receptor kinase VIII.2-like
Exons: 1
Coding region: 217-2241 (674 amino acids)
Biological process (GO): protein phosphorylation
Cellular component (GO): plasma membrane
Molecular function (GO): ATP binding; protein kinase activity; carbohydrate binding
Source: RefSeq, a predicted model, not a curated record